Messenger RNA from Oppiella nova, 712 nucleotides. Lineage: Eukaryota; Metazoa; Arthropoda; Arachnida; Sarcoptiformes; Oppiidae. The record is from the annotation of a GenBank genome assembly.
UGAUGAUUAUUAUUAAGUAUUUAAUUCAUUUAUAUGAUAAACAAAAAAACACUUAAAAUAAAAAAGUAAUAGCUUGUUAAUUAAUUAUAAACAAAAACAUCCUGUACAAACUGGAUAUAAUCCAGGACACAUUGCCUAAUUAAUGUCAGAUCCUCGACACUUCCGACGCAUCUCGUGUCAGACCUCCUGUUGUCUCGUCUUUCUGGGCGUCGCUCUACUCAUCGCCGGAAGUAUAGCCCGUUUCGUGGCCGGCAAUGACAGCCCACCCUCCAAGGAAUUUGACACCAAAUUCUUUAACGAUGCCAGGAGUGACUUUGCCAAAGGUCCCAGAUUUGUAGGGGGAAUACUAUUGAUAAUUGGUUCGACAAUAACCGGGGUCUCUAUCAUUGGUUUUAUAGUGUCAUGCUGCUUUUAUGCUAAAUACAAGAGGGAAAGGCAUUUAGUGACAACGGCUCAGCCCAUGCCUAAACCCAUUCCACUCUUACCUAACAUGGCUGGUGCCUAUCCACACGCACCUACACCUAUACCGAUACCCGUAUCAAAUGUCGACUAUCCAUAUAAUAUAUGUUAUCAGUACCCGGGACCUGUUGUAUCAAAUGGUGCAUAUUAACGUUUUUAUUCAUAAACAUAUUGUUUCAAUGUUAUCACUUAUAGCUGGGCUAUUUUUAUUACGCAUAUCAAGUCUAUGUGCCAUAAGUACUACUAAACUACA